UGUCGUACUUUUCCGAAAAAAUUUCUCACAUUUUUAAUUGAAGCGGAUAGAGCCAAUAGCUAACACUGACAACCGUCAGAUUGGAAUAUGUCCACUGGUGCACGUUAUACGGUUGAAGUAGCGCGGGGGAGGGACGACGACUAUUUUCAGCUCGUCUGAACUGAGAUCUCACGCCAAAGUCAGAACAAAAUGUGGAGAAGUCGUCGGUUGUCGAUCCUCGUUACUUGCCUCUUGCUUGCUUUUGUUCAGGUUUCCUCUGAAGAUCCCGAACUCGGAUCGGUUCGCGUUGUUUUUCAGACUAAUUAUGGAGACAUUGAAUUUGGAUUUUUUCCCAGUGUUGCACCCAAAACUGUUGACCACAUAUUCAAACUUGUCCGUUUGGGUUGCUAUAAUACUAAUCACUUCUUCCGGGUUGACAAGGGAUUUGUUGCCCAAGUGGCAGAUGUUUUGGGUGGUAGAACAGCUCCUUUGAAUGAGGAACAAAGGGAAGAAGCUGCAAAAACCAUUAUUGGUGAAUUUAGUAGUGUCAAACAUGUAAGAGGUAUUCUUUCUAUGGGGAGGUAUGCUGAUCCAAAUAGUGCACAAUCCUCAUUCUCAAUCCUUCUAGGUGAUGCUCCUCACCUUGAUGGCCAGUAUGCAAUAUUCGGUAGAGUUACGAAAGGCGAUGACACACUGAGAAAGCUUGAGCAACUCCCAACCCGUCGAGAGGGGAUCUUUGUAAUGCCAACUGAACGGAUCACAAUUUUGUCAACCUACUUUUACGACACCAAGGUAGAGAGUUGCGAAGCAGAGAGGUCAAUACUGAAAAGAAGGCUCAUUGCUUCUGCCAUCGAAAUUGAGAAACAGAGAAUGAAAUGUUUCCCGUGAAUCAGAAGCAAGAUGGCCUUUUAGGCUUUAGCGAAUGUUUUGCAAAGAUAUAUUCCAGUAUGGGGUGGAAGAACGUUAGCUAAAAACAGAAUUGUAUAUGAUGAUUCCAUUAAGAAAGAGAGUGUUCUCUUGAAGAAAACAGCUCUAAUACACCAAAAUGAAAACUACGAAAAUCCACUAGCUAAUAAAACGGACGGUUUAAUCCCUCA
Molecule: messenger RNA, 1076 nt
Organism: Nelumbo nucifera (sacred lotus)
Lineage: Eukaryota; Viridiplantae; Streptophyta; Magnoliopsida; Proteales; Nelumbonaceae
Product: Cyclophilin-like peptidyl-prolyl cis-trans isomerase family protein
Biological process (GO): protein peptidyl-prolyl isomerization
Molecular function (GO): peptidyl-prolyl cis-trans isomerase activity
Source: RefSeq, a predicted model, not a curated record